AUGGCCACCACGAGCUCCGCGCGGACUGGGGGACACAUGCUGUACAGGUGUUCUGUUGGUCUGCAGCAAGCCACCAGGAGGUUUUCAGAGCGCAGGGACAAUGGCUGGUUGCGAUCCUUAUUGAUGCACAAAGUUGACGCCAGGAAAGACGCUCACUCCAACCUACUGUCCAAGAAAGAGGACAGCAACCUGUACAAAAUUCAGUUUCACAAUGUCAAACCAGACUGCUUGGAAGAAUACAACAAUCUACAGGUUGAAGUACAAAACAAGCUGAGCCAGGAUCCGGAUUACCCCUGUGAGGUGGUGGGAAGCUGGAAUACCUGGUAUGGAGAGCAGGAUCAAGCUGUGCAUCUGUGGCGGUACAGAGGAGGAUACCCAGCUCUGACUGAAUGUCUGCAGAAACUUAGAAUCAACAAGGAGUAUAGAGAGUUUCGGAAAGAGAGGGCAAAAAUGUUGAUUUCAAGGCGAAACCAACUUCUUCUGGAGUUCAGUUUCUGGAAUGAACCUUUUCCCAGGAAAGGACCAAAUAUCUACGAGAUGCGCACCUACCACCUCAAGCCUGGAACCAUGAUCGAGUGGGGAAACCACUGGGCGCGGGCGAUCCGGUACAGGCAGGAGAACGAUGAGGCGGUGGGAGGCUUCUUCUCCCAGAUCGGUGACCUGUACGUCGUUCACCAUUUGUGGGCUUAUGAAAGCCUCCAAUCCCGGGACAAUACAAGAAACUCUGCCUGGCUGAAGGAAGGAUGGGAUGCAAAUGUGUAUUAUACAGUGCCUCUGAUCAGAAGUAUGGAGUCCAGGAUAAUGAUUCCUACUGCCAGCUCACCAUUACAGUGA
This is a messenger RNA of Salarias fasciatus (jewelled blenny), 834 nucleotides long. RefSeq names its product nipsnap homolog 1 (C. elegans) (gene nipsnap1). Lineage: Eukaryota; Metazoa; Chordata; Actinopteri; Blenniiformes; Blenniidae. The transcript is spliced from 10 exons. Gene Ontology annotation, cellular component: mitochondrion. The record is from RefSeq and is a predicted model, not a curated record. The coding region runs from base 1 to 834 and encodes 277 amino acids.